AUGUUCGUACCAAAAGCAGCACUUGGGCCAGCAGCCGCCUUGCGCAACCCCCGAAGACGACAGCGUACGAACUCUGAUGAGACUACACAACAGCCUAGUGCGAAACGUCAGCGCUCUGCUCUACGUCAAGAUAGCGUCGAAUCAUCCAUAGAACUUGCUACCGGAGACCAAUCCAAAACACCAUCUCUGGGUGCUGAAAACUUAGGUUCUUCAAGCAUCGGACUCACUCCCGCCGACGCGGCGAAGGAAAUCCCCAUUAGAGCCGGCAAAAGACCUGGAAGCUUUAAGGAAGAACCUGUCAAAGCAGUCAUCCUUUCACAAACAGAUUUCUACAUUGUUAAACAGCUGGCAGCUUUUCCAGAUCAAAUCGCCGGCUUACAAUCAGAACCUUACAGAGUUGUCUUUGGAAGGGGCAAUGGUUUGGCACUGGCUUUGACAAGGUCUCAUGCAAUAAUUUGGCCAUAUUCUGAAGAUGCUCAGCUACAGAAUACAGAGGUUCUCACUCUGCUCCUCCCGGAAUCAUGCAGGGGUUCCAAUGAUGCAGCGCCUCUAGGACAGCUUCUAUCGACGGCAACAGGCGGCUUGCCAGGACUGGUCAUUGUUACACCAAGCAGUGGCCAUAUAUUGUAUUGGGAGACCAUAACGAGCGCCACAUCACUCGGAUAUACCAGGCAGAAACAGUGUCGCCUGCAGGGAAGCAUCAAUGGCCUCCUCUCUGGUGAAUACGCUACUGACGUCAUCAAUUGUGAGCCAUCUGGGGUUAUCGUGAUAUUCUCCACCGGUAGAGUAGCUCACGUUACUGUGAGGGACCCCCAAGGCAAGCCGGCUGUAACGGCUACCUUCCUUAAAAACCCCUCUGGUGGUGGUAAAAUAGGCUUUCUGGGGGGAUUAAGAAAUGCUCUUAGCGGAGGGUAUUGGAGGAAAGACAUUGCAGCAGUCCAAGCAGGUCAAUCGCAUCAGCGGGGACAGAGAGAAGUCAUCAUAGCCACUACCACGGGCUCCUUCGAAAUCUGGGACACUCACUGGAAUAACGGAAGCUUGCUUAAGAAGCAGUUCGAUGUUAGGGAUAUCAUUGCGGACGCUCUGGGCCAAACCUCAUAUCAGCAUGACGAAGGCAAUAUUGAAAUUCUUGAUUUCAUGUUUGCCGCCGCAGACCACAACACUCAUAUUCCAAGUAGCGAUUCCAACAUGUGGGAUGUCUUGGUCGUCGUGGCUACGACUGCAGCAAGCUCACAAGAACUAUACCUUCUCAAACUCAGGCUCUCCGAGGAGUCUCAGAUACUGUCCAGUACUGCUAUUAAGCAUCGUGGUUCUUUGCCACAUCUCGGAGCGACGCAAAUCAGGCUUUCUAUUCCUAGCUCAGGUAAUAUGGGCUUUCUCGUGGUCGGACAGUCAAUCAUCUUGCUGUCACUUCCAAAUGGAAAUGAACACCCGAAUGGGACUACACCUAGCAGCAAUCGGGGAGCAGGAGCAUUCCAUGAUAUCAUCAAUCUGCGGUCUGGGCAAGAGUAUGAUAUCCUGGGUAGCGGGUGUGAAGAUCGGACUAUCGAAAGGACAGAGCCUGCAUGUUUGGUUAUGGUUCGGGGCUUCGGUAUCCUCCGAAUCAGUGCCUUGGCUAGCAAUAAAGAGGCGACAGGUGCUGCGACUAAUUACAUCACUGCAAAGCAUAGGAUUGAGCAAGCGAUCUUUUAUGGAACCAUUGUGGAAAAUCCAUUGGACCUGACGAACAAGGAGGGUCUUGGGUUUCCCCUAGCGGAGGUUGAAGAGGCUGCCCUAGAGGUGACCAAUGAAAUACUGAAUUCAACUUCGCGAUACAUACCGACAACGUCUAUUACUGUGGAUCAGAAUCUAAGACUGCGGGCAAAGGCUCUUGAUGAUCUUUCAUCUUUGUUAAUGCAACAGCACAAGGCAUUGAGUCGCUUGGUCUGGUGGGAAAUGCUUUGGGGCGCGGAAAAAAUCGCAGCUCAAAGAGCUAUCUGGAAGCUUGAAGAGUGUUGGCGGAAGCAGAAUGGUAAAGGUCAAACGCUGCUGGCUGACAUACUAGAAUCAAUGAGUGAGAGGUUCAAGACGCAACGAAACAGUGAUAGUGACCCGGUCCGUCAUUGGUUCCUCUACGAUACAUUUCAACUGGAAAAUAUUGUGCCCUGGAUCUACCACUCAGCCAAACCACAAAAAGGCAGUAACCUGAAGCAGAGUUGGAGGACGGCAGAAAAGCUCUUAGCCGCUAGCGAGCUGUCACUAGCCGUUCUAGAAACAGCGUAUCACUUUAGAGACGAGCAUGCUAGUCGCUACGGAAUCAUCGAUGGCUAUGUGGAGGACGGGGUACUGACUGGGGAUUACAAGGGUCUCCAAGAGUUCUGGACUUCCCGAAGUAUUGGAUAUGUCCAGAGCGUACGCCUGUUGGAUCUCGAGCUCGACACCUGCAGAGUCUGGCUCCAGCAGAGAGCAGCCUCGGCCGAUGUACCAGGAAAUGAAAUCCUGACGAGAAUAGCGACAAAUGGUGCCAGACAGUUUCAUAUUCUCGGUCAAAUACACCGGGAGCGGAUUCGUUGGCUUGCUGCCCAAGAGGACCCGAAAUUGGUCGAUGAGGGCAUGGCAGUCGAGCACACACACGUCAAGCAGCGCAAAUGGCAGCUUUUCAAACUCGCUGGAAUCGGUCACCUGGAGAAAGCAAUCAAGUUAGCAGAAGAUUUCCGGGACAUGGGAGCGCUAGUGGAGUUGAUAAUUGAGCUUCAAGACCAAAAUAGGGGUCAGAACCUCCCGCCUCAUUCUCCGAGCAGCACGACCAGGGGUUUAGCGAAUACUUCUGAUCAACUAAGCAAGAAAAUAUCAGGUUAUUUCGAGAGAUUUGGACAGUCAUGGGCUGAGGCAUUCUUUUCGCGGCAGAUAUCCCUGGGACAGGCAGGAGUCCUCUUUGCAAUGAAGAAGUUCCAGCCUUAUGUCACCCAAUUCUUACGGACUCACUCAACAUACUCUCGGCUCUCUUGGAUCAACGAUGUGGUUGGUGAGGAUGACUACGACAGGGUUGCUGGUUCUUUAGAAAAGCUGGCCCUUGAACAAGAAUCAGACUUAUGGGGUCAUCGAGUAGAGUUAUCCUUGGCUAAACUCGUGAGACUGGCAUCCUGUGAGCAUUCAUCCCGGCCUAGCAACGUGGUGGCCCAAGGAGAUAUCAAGCGUCUAGAGGACCUUGCAGAAAUAGACGCUGUGCAAGAGCUUAUAUUCGUCUCCAUUGCACCCACCUUAGAAGGUGCGAUUGACGAAAAAGCCAAGGUUGAAAUAGCUGUUUCAAACAUGGAGCGGAGCAUCUUGAAAGACACGCCGUCGCUUUAUGAGAUCAUGAAAGAGGCUGUUGCCAAAGUGGUGCUCCGACAAGUGAUGACCGUUGAUGAGAUGGUGGAUUUGUUGACUCUAGCUAGAAUCCCUGGGACUCCGAGCAACGACCAGGAACAAAUCGUGGGGAAGGAGGACUAUCUGGCUUUGCGUGUCUUGCGUUUGAGUUAUUAUGCCCAACAGGAUCCGCAGUUAUAUGCCAUCUUGCAGAAAUUGGUAUGGAAGAGAUGCAUGAUCAAGGAUGACUGGAUUGCAACUGGGAAGGCUGCCGAAGAAUCGGGAAGCGAAUUCGAACAUGUUCUGCAUGGUACCUCGCUUGCUCGAACUCUCGGCUGGUGCCAUAAUGAUAGACUGAGCGAGGAUCUUUCCCAGCCCAUACUUUAUAUCCCUCGGGCUCCGGAAGAUGUUAUUCUAAGCGAGUCAGAGUUGGACCUUCUCACAGCUCGUUUAAGUCCAGAAAGGCGAGCUCACAUCCAUCGGGAUCUUGAGAAAGAAAACCUGUUGGUGUCACAUUAUAUCGAGAGUGGGAAGCUUGAUUUUUGGUUCAAGACGCUUUUCGAGUUUGUACAAGCAUCGCAGAGGGGAGCUGCUGGAGAGGUACAAAGUCUGGAUGCUGAUGGUCAGUCAAAUGGACCACCUGGAAAAUCAAACACCAAGGCACAGCUUAACUGGCUUUGAGCGUAUGUUACGUGUUGUUGGUUAAUAUGAGCUUUAUCAUCUCCUUUUCUUAUCAGACUCAAAUGUCAGAAAUUAUUCACAAGAUGUCUGGUUGUUAGGAACUACUUAACGCAGUAAAUAUAUUAAUCAAACAAAAC
Messenger RNA from Aspergillus uvarum CBS 121591, 4145 nucleotides. Its product is annotated as putative nuclear pore complex subunit Nup133. Bases 1 to 4008 code for a protein of 1335 amino acids. The transcript is spliced from 4 exons. Gene Ontology annotation, molecular function: protein binding; structural constituent of nuclear pore. The record is from RefSeq and is a predicted model, not a curated record. Gene Ontology annotation, cellular component: nuclear pore outer ring. Gene Ontology annotation, biological process: transcription-dependent tethering of RNA polymerase II gene DNA at nuclear periphery; protein import into nucleus; poly(A)+ mRNA export from nucleus. Lineage: Eukaryota; Fungi; Ascomycota; Eurotiomycetes; Eurotiales; Aspergillaceae.